AUGCGCGAAAUCGUUCACAUUCAGACCGGCCAGUGUGGUAACCAGAUCGGUGCCAAAUUCUGGGAGGUUGUCUCAGACGAGCAUGGAAUCGACCGCGAUGGCGAAUACAAGGGCACCCUUGACCUUCAACUUGAGAGAAUUUCCGUGUACUAUACUGAGACUGGCACGAACAAAUAUGUCCCACGUGCCGUCCUCGUAGAUCUUGAACCAGGCACUAUGGACUCGAUUCGAAGUGGUCCUCUCGGAAACCUUUUCCGCCCGGACAACUUUGUCUUUGGUCAGAAUGGUGCAGGAAACAACUGGGCGAAAGGACACUACACUGAGGGUGCCGAACUUGUCGACCAAGUCCUGGAUGUUGUGAGGAAGGAGGCUGAAGGCACUGACUGCCUCCAGGGCUUCCAAAUCACACAUUCGCUUGGCGGUGGUACCGGUUCUGGUAUGGGUACACUUUUGAUCUCAAAGAUCCGUGAGGAAUAUCCGGAUCGGAUGAUGUGCACUUACUCCGUCGUACCAAGCCCGAAGGUGUCAGAUACCGUCGUCGAGCCCUACAAUGCGACUCUCUCCGUACACCAACUUGUCGAAAAUUCUGAUGAGACGUUCUGUAUCGACAACGAGGCGCUUUACGACAUCUGCUUCCGCACCUUGAAGUUAUCAACGCCGUCGCACAGCGACUUAAACUCCCUUAUUUCGGUGGUAAUGAGUGGUGUUACGACCAGUCUCCGCUUCCCCGGCCAGCUCAAUUCAGAUAUGAGAAAGCUGGCUGUUAACAUGGUUCCAUUCCCGCGUCUACACUUCUUCAUGGUUGGUUUCGCGCCUCUGACCGCCCGAGGGAGCCAGUCAUACCGUGCUGUUUCUGUUCCCGAGCUCACGCAGCAGAUGUUUGAUUCGAAGAACAUGAUGGCAGCAUCAGACCCUCGUCACGGUCGCUACCUGACGGUCGCUGCUAUGUUCCGUGGCAAGGUCUCCAUGAAAGAAGUCGAGGAACAAAUGCAGAAUGUGCAGAACAAAAACGCCGCAUACUUUGUGGAAUGGAUCCCACACAACGUGCUUACGUCGCAAUGUGACAUCGCUCCAAAAGGCACGAAGAUGGCCGUUACUUUCAUCGGUAACUCGACAGCUAUCCAGGAGCUCUUCAAGCGUGUUAGCGACCAGUUCGUUGCUAUGUUUAAGCGCAAAGCUUUCUUGCAUUGGUACACACAAGAGGGUAUGGAUGAGAUGGAGUUCACUGAAGCAGAGUCUAACAUGCACGAUCUCAUCGCUGAGUAUCAACAAUACCAGGACGCCACUGCUGAGGAAGAGGGCGAGUACGAGGAGGAAGUUCCAGUUGAAGAAGAGGAGGAGCAGUAA
Messenger RNA from Fomitiporia mediterranea MF3/22, 1347 nucleotides. RefSeq names its product beta-tubulin. NCBI's taxonomy places the organism in Eukaryota, Fungi, Basidiomycota, Agaricomycetes, Hymenochaetales, Hymenochaetaceae. Gene Ontology annotation, biological process: microtubule cytoskeleton organization; mitotic cell cycle. The transcript has 11 exons. The record is from RefSeq and is a predicted model, not a curated record. Gene Ontology annotation, molecular function: GTP binding; GTPase activity; structural constituent of cytoskeleton. Gene Ontology annotation, cellular component: microtubule; cytoplasm. The coding region runs from base 1 to 1347 and encodes 448 amino acids.